AUGAAAAGGAUACUUGCACAACUUGACUAUGUUCUUCAACAGCUCGCGCAAGAGUUUGAUGUUCGACUUGCGGAUGUUGAGAUCAUUAGCCCCUCUUAUUUUCUCGAGAUACAGGAAUGGAACAAGACAAUACCACCCAUCGUCGACGAAUGUAUGCAUAUUCUCAUCCAGAACCAAGUAACUGCCCGAAGAGAGGCUGAUGCCGUUGUGUCAUGGGAUGGCCGGUAUACCUACACCGAAUUGGGCGAUGUUACUUCAAGACUCGCGCAUCGCCUAGUCAGUCUUGGUGUGGGACCUGAGGUCGUGGUGCCUCUGUUCUUUGAAAAGUCGAUUUAUACUGUUGUAUCAAUGUUAGCGGUUCAAAAGGCCGGUGGAGCUUUUGUCUCAUUGGAUUUGACAGCGCCUGGCGCUCGUCUCCACUCUCUCAUAGAAGCAACUGGAGCAAAGCUUGUUUUGGGUUGCCAAUUUCAGGCACACAAGAUUGAGGGGAAAAUUCCGUCUCUAUUGAUCGUCGAUGGUGCUCUUAUUGGCUCAUUGCCACAAUCCCCGAGAGCCCUUGAGACUGGUGUAACACCAGACAAUGCUGCAUAUCUGCUCUUCACAUCCGGAUCUACAGGGACGCCAAAGGGGAUCAUCAUCGAGCACCGUGCUAUGAAUAUGCUUGGGGUCAACCAUGCAUUCCUCACUCCUACUGUCGGAAGCUUAUUGAAGCCAGACGACGUUCCCAAUUUGAAGGUUCUCAAGCUCGGUGGUGAAGCUCUCACACGUGAAAAUCUCGCACUUUGGGCAUCGAGAGUCAGACUUUCGAAUUCUUAUGGAGUAGCUGAACGCGCAAUUCGAUCCGCAUUCAAGAAUUAUUUGAUGCCAGAAGACAAUUUCGCCAACCUUGGAAAGGCAGUUGGGUGUGCUUUGUGGAUCACCAAUCCUGCGGAUCAUAACAAACUAUCACCUAUCGGAUCUAUAGGAGAGCUGCUCAUCGAAGGAUCGACGUUGGCAAGAGGAUAUCUUGCAGAUGUUGCGAAGACGGAAUCUUCAUUUGUUAAAGCCCCCAAAUGGCUGAAGUUCGCCUUCCCAGGUCGAAGUGAGCGUGUUUACAAGACCGGAGAUCUGGUGCGUUAUUGUUAUGAUGGUUCGCUGGAGUUCGUGGGUCGAAGCGAUACGCAAGUCAAACUACGUGGUCAGAGAAUUGAUUUGAGAGAAAUCGAACAUUUUCUGAAUGCAACCCCAGACGUCCGCCUCGCCUCAGUUCUUAUACCUACUUCCGGAGAGUUCAGUGGCAAUCUUGUGGCAAUUAUAUCCUUGAAUGCAUAUCUCGAAGAAAAAAGCAUCACGGAUCUCAACUCGAUUCAGCUGCUACCAUCAGACUGGAGGCGCACUGCCGCCGAGUCAUUUACUAAGUGCGACGACUUUCUCGCAGAGAACCUGCCGACUUACAUGCUGCCAAAUGCCUGGAUUGCGGUCGAAUUGAUACCAAUACUGCAAUCUGGAAAGAUGAACAGGAAAAAGCUGCUCAACUGGGUAGAAGACAUGGAGAAAGACGUGGCCCACAAUGUUAAGAUGAUACGAAUCAACGAGGACGUGGACGCCGGUCCGAUGGUACAAAGAGAGCUUGAGAUACGUUCAAUCUUUGGAUAUGUUCUCAAUAUUCCUGAAGCUAGCCUGGGCCCAAAGACAUCCUUUUUCCGUAUAGGAGGCGACUCUAUAUCUGCUAUGCAAAUUAUGACCCUUUGUCGUGCUAAGGGCAUACAAUUGACUAUGCAAGAUAUCCCGAUACACAAGACAAUUGCUCGCUUGGCCACCUCGACAACUGCUGAUAGUCAAUCAUCUCUCGACUUGUCUACGUUGACUGAAGAAUAUGGUGUGCCACAUCAAUUAUCGCCAAUUCAAACUAUGUUUUUCGAUCUCAUGCCAGAUGGGAAUAAUUUGUAUGAUCAGAGCUUUUAUCUAAAGCUGAAGUUCAACUUGUCACCAAAAAGGAUCUCAGAUGCAGUUACUACGAUAACCCGACGACACUCCAUGCUCCGUGCCGUGUUCAGCAAGUCCGGUGAUGGCUCUUGGGUGCAAACGAUUCGUCCUCCCGAAGAGAAAGUCCAUUCAUUCCAGUCUUACGAUAUUUCAAGACCGCAAGACGCUCUAAGUGUUAUUGAUAAGUCACGAAAACUUGUGGAUUUUGAGAAGGGUCUGACAUUUGCACUUUCAUGA
This is a messenger RNA of Sclerotinia borealis F-4128, 2202 nucleotides long. Lineage: Eukaryota; Fungi; Ascomycota; Leotiomycetes; Helotiales; Sclerotiniaceae. The record is from the annotation of a GenBank genome assembly.